AUGCGUUUGAUUCUGUGCCUUUAUCUCGUCACCUGGGUAAGCGAAGCCAAGGUCAUCGACGAUCUUCCACAUUGCUCCAGAAGUACUGUGAUGGAAGGAGAGAUUCGUGAGUACGAUAACAUGGGCAGGCCUAAGAUCUAUAGUUCUGUACAAUUAUCGAUGGCUUUGCAUGAGUUGUCAUGCAUGACAAUGAAGAUGAAUGGCAGCGAUUCCUCAAUAUUGCACACUUUGGAAUUUUUACGGUUAGAACAACAUCACCCCGUUUCAGGAAUCUACCAGUUUGGGAUUCCGAAAAUCACAUCGGCAUGCAUUUGUGACUGUGCCGGAGGUGAUGCGCCGUGCAAAAUUGAGCAGUAUAAUUACAAAAACUGCUCAUCUGGUGCACUUUGCUACCGCACCUAUCACCCUGUCCAAACCAAUGUCGGAUGCAUAGGAGAACAGAAAAGUGAAACAUGUUGUGAACUACGUAUUGAACCCUACAAAGACUGGAUUUUCACUGCGAUCAAGAUCGGUCAACCAGCUACAAUACUCGUUUUUCGGUAUAGCAUCUACGAUCGCUUUAACAAACGUUGGCGUAAAGCUUCUGAGGAAGUCGUCGAGGUGCCCUUGAAUAGAGGGCUUUCAAAAUUCGACUUCAAUGGAAGGAAUAAAAUUGAAAUGGUUGUGACAGGCAGCCGACCAAACAGAGAGCUUCAGCCAGGGAUGUACUUCGUCAGAGAAGGGACCCAUGAGAUUCGAGGCUAUGUGCCUAUCAAUGAAGUUGGAGAAAGUAACUUGGAGAAAUUAGGAUGGAUGAGAUUCUCUGAAGGACGAUGGGAUAUUAGGAAUGGAAAUGUGAAGAUCAAGCAAGCGCAUCACGUGAAUGUAGCUGAUUGUAAGCAACAAGAUUAUACAUCUACCAUAAAUGGAGAACAAAUGGUACUCGUCUCUGGAGAAGACGUCGUGGAGAGCUUUGACUUGGGUAGAGCACUAACAAGUGAUCCUUGGAUCGAAACGGCUGUGUAUCAAGGUCGAGACGUACGAGUAGAGCAUGCUGAGGGGACCAGCAUUACGGUUUACAUGACCUCGGAGACUCGACCACACAUGCUGCGUCACAUUUCUCAAAUGGAAUCUUUCGAUGGAAUCAUACAAGUUGAUCGCGACAGUAAUCGCUAUCUAAACAUCUCUUUUCUCGGAACGAAAGGUACAUUGAUUGGAAAUAUUUUUUCUUCAGAGAAGAAAGAUCAGAUCGAUAUGGCUUUUUCUGUGCAGGUGGAAGGUUCGAAACUUCGCGACUAUAGAUCUAUCAUUUCUAUACCUUCAUCAGUAAAUAGCAGUAGAUACGUGUGUUUCCAUCCAUCAGGAGAUCUGGAAGGAGAGUUGUGUAAAUGGUUCAGGUAUGAAGCACAACGACUCAACAGCUAUCGCGUUGCUCACAGAUGGCAAAGCGGCAAAGGCGAGUGUGCUGGGUAA
Messenger RNA from Cylicocyclus nassatus, 1452 nucleotides. Lineage: Eukaryota; Metazoa; Nematoda; Chromadorea; Rhabditida; Strongylidae. The record is from the annotation of a GenBank genome assembly.